GGGAUAUUGGAAAUUCCAAAGUGGCCAAUCGAUAGAGCUCGUCGAGAUCUACUUGGACCACUGGUUGGACCACUUGGACCACCUUCUCAAACGAACCUUGGCAGGUUUUAG
Messenger RNA from Adineta steineri, 111 nucleotides. The record is from the annotation of a GenBank genome assembly. Lineage: Eukaryota; Metazoa; Rotifera; Eurotatoria; Adinetida; Adinetidae.